AUGCGCGCUGCCACUAAAAUUUGCGCUAAUCGCUCCCAGCCCAUGAACGAGAAACCCACCUCACGUUCCGGCUGGCCUUAUGCUCGUGUUGUACCAGCCUUAGAUGAAGCAUCUGCUUUACGUCUUAGCUGUCAGCCUCCACAACUUGCCGCAACUCCGAAUGAGAUUUUAUUCUCACAUUCGAGUCGGAAACUAUCACUUCCUGCCACGAUUUUGGAUGAGGCACUCGCUUUGCAUUCAGACCGGCAGCCUAGCGCAACGGUUACGACUUCGGACGUGACCCCGGUUUCAUGUCCAAGUCCACCAGAUGCAGCUUUAUCUCGACCAUCAAACGAGACUUCCGUCUCACGUUCUGGUCGAAGGAUUGUUUUGCCGGCACGUUUUCAAACUUAG
This is a messenger RNA of Echinostoma caproni, 393 nucleotides long. The record is from the annotation of a GenBank genome assembly. NCBI's taxonomy places the organism in Eukaryota, Metazoa, Platyhelminthes, Trematoda, Plagiorchiida, Echinostomatidae.